CCCGCCGCCCGGGCUCCGCGCGCGACGCCCCCUCCAGGCCCGGCUCCUGCGCCCUAUUUGGUCAAACGGGGGGCAGGCGGCGGGGCGGGGAGACGUGCGCGGCGGAAGGGGACGCGGAGCGGCUUGGAGCGCGCAGAACGGCCGCUGUUGCCACCUCCGUUGGGGACCCACGAGGCCGCCGCGUCCUGCCCUCGGAACAAUGGGACUGGGCGCGCGAGGUGCCCGGGCCGCGCUGCUCCUGGGGACGCUGCAGGUGCUCGCGCUGCUCGGGGCCGCGGCGGACAGCUCCGGCCCGGCGGCAUCUACAAACAAAGAGAAUUCUGUGCCUCAACAAAACUCCAGUGCUAAUGCAACAGAGAAUAUCCAACAUGUGCUUCCCAACAAUACAACUAAACAUUCCAACAGCACUGUGAAACCAACAACUGCACCUUCCUCAGUCGUGAGCACUAUGAAACCCACGGCAGCAUCUAAGACGACAACAUCAGGGGUGGUCUCAACAAAUAUGACUUCUACCACCUUCAAGUCUACGCCCAAAACAAAUGUUACACAAAGUACAUCUCAGGUGUCAACAUCCACAGUGACCACAACCCACAAUACUUUGGUGACGUCUCUUUCUUCAUCAAUAACAGUCACAGCAACUAUUCAUUCUAAAGAAAAUAAAGGAUCAAAAUUUGAUACUGGGAGCUUUGUUGGUGGUAUUGUAUUAACACUGGGAGUUUUAUCUAUUCUUUACAUUGGAUGCAAAAUGUAUUACUCAAGAAGAGGCAUUCGGUAUAGAACCAUGUAAGUUUUGAUUGACCAGGACUUUAAAAAAAUUAUGUCUGUGUAUCUUUAAUUAUCGUGACAAAAGUAUCAGGCCAGUGUUCAUCUCAGGGAUGAAUAAUUCAUAGAUUUAUGAGUUAUAUCCCUAUUAUCCCUCUCUGCCCACAGUAAAUUGUUUAAGUACAAGCUUGUGAUUAUAAUUAUUUGCAAAUGAAAACGGAUGUAUGUACCUAUAACAAUGUUUGUAAUUUUACUAGUGUUAAACAUAUUUUACAAGAGACCAAAGUUGAGCCACCCCUUUCACUUGCUUGUAUCACUGAUCAUAGGAAAUACCAGGGUCUCAUCAGGCCACGGACCUAGUAGGUCUUGUGUUCUGUUGCUGAUACUAAGCAGCCUUGGUAAAAUACGGUUUUUGCUUUCCAUGACUAAGACAAAGAAACUGGAGAAUUUCCUUUGAUAGCCUCCUUCAUUUUUCCUGAUAAUUUAAACAAGUGGUUAGUAUAAAUAAUAUACUUUAUUAUUUUAUCUGUGGUAAAACUGUCUUUUUAGAUGAGCUUAAGCAACAAGACCUAAUCAGCAAACCAUGUUUACCCUACAUAGAGCUCUGUAGGUCUCAUGGUUUUGGGAUGUAUCAUCUACCAGGUUUUUGUUGCCCCAGUAGUCAGUCCUUUGAGUCUUUUUUUUUUUAAGCAAUCAAGACCCUAGUGAACCUUUGAGUCUUAUAAGUUGUUUUAGUUCUGGCUGGUAUAACAAAUUAUCAUAGAGUUGGGUAUCUUAAACAGGAAACAUUUAUUUCUUACCCUUCUGGAAGCUGGAGUCCAAGAUCAGGAUGCCAGCAUGGUUGAGUUCUGGUAAGGGCCUUCCUCCAGGUUGCAGACUGUCAGCUUGUCAUUCAUUGUAUCCUCGGGUAGCAAAAAGGAAAGGCUUGCUAGCUCUCUGACCUCUUCUUGUAAGGGUGCUAAUCCCAUUCAUGAGGGCUCCACUCUUAGGGCCUAAUUACCUCCCAAAGGCCCUACCUCAAAAUACCAUCACAUUGAGAUUAGGGUUUCAACAUAAUGUAUUUUGGGGAACACAUUCAUUUGUGUCCGUUACACAUUUACAAGAGCCAGUUCAUUCUUUUGAUUGUUAAUGCAUAUAAAAAACAUAUAAUAGAUGACCAGUUUCCCAAACUUUGAGGGUUAACAGUUGUCAUAUACAUAUGUGUUCUACACAAAGUUCCUACAUCAGAAACGUUUGGGAAAUGCUAGCUUGAAUAAAGUAAACUAUAACUAUUUACUGUGAGACUUCUCUAAGCCUUUGAUAUGCUGAUGUGCUUUAUGAAUUUCCAGAAGGAAAUAGAGUGAAAUAUUUCUCAGAUUUUUCACUGAAAUAUUUGUUGAAUGAAUAAAAUCCCCCCUCCCUUUUCAAGAGGAGCUAGUAUUUAUUAUCUAUCUCUUGGAACUAGUAUUGUGUGGAAUACAUUUUUGGGAAAUAUUGGAAAUAAGCCAUUGGAGGGAAUCUUCUAGUUUUGACACUAGAUUUAAUUAAACAUAUAUAAAAGCAAAUCAUACUUCUUGGCACAUUAACUAGUACUAAAUAACAUAGGCUCUGAAAUUUUCAAUUCAUUGACAUAAACUUCUAAAUAAACAUCAUACCAUAAAUGAAAACAGGAUCUAGCAAAGUUAUAUUACUAAUA
Messenger RNA from Microcebus murinus (gray mouse lemur), 2437 nucleotides. The record is from RefSeq and is a predicted model, not a curated record. NCBI's taxonomy places the organism in Eukaryota, Metazoa, Chordata, Mammalia, Primates, Cheirogaleidae.